AGAAUGUCUAAGCCCCUGGAGGCCGAGAAGCAAGGUCUGGACUCCCCCUCAGAGCACACAGACACUGAAAGAAAUGGACCAGACACUAACCAUCAGAACCCCCAGAAUAAGACCUCCCCGUUCUCCGUGUCCCCAACUGGCCCCAGCACCAAGGUGGGCAUUCUCUCUGGCCUCCACUUAACAUUCUGGGGUCCCGGACCCUGCCUCUCUCCCCCCCAGAUCAAGGCUGAAGACCCCAGUGGCGACUCAGCCCCAGCAGCACCCCCGCCCCCCCAGCUGGCUCAGCCGCAUCUGCCCCAGGCCCAACUCAUGUUGACGGGCAGCCAGCUAGCCGGGCUCACGGCACUGAUGCCAGCUCAGCAGCAGCUCCUCCUGCAGCAAGCCCAGGCCCAGCUCCUGGCCGCCGCCGUGCAACAAUCCAGUGCCGCUGCCGCCGCCGCCGCCGCCUCCUCCUCCUCCUCCUCCUCCUCCUCCUCCUCUGCCUCCUCUGCCUCCUCCUCGACCUCGCAGCCCCCAGCCUCCUCUGGGGGGGGCGACCUGCCACCUCCACAGCCUGCCAGCCAGCCCCCCGGGACCCCACAGCUCACCCUCUCCCAGCCCAUCCAGCUCACAGCACAGGACAUACAGCAGCUCCUCCAGCUUCAGCAGCUGGUGCUCGUGCCAGGCCACCACCUCCAGCCACCUGCUCAGUUCCUGCUGCCACAGGCCCAGCAGAGUCAGCCAGGCCUGCUACCGACACCAAAUCUCUUCCAGCUACCUCAGCAAACCCAGGGAGCUCUUCUGACCUCCCAGCCCCGGGCCGGGCUGCCCACACAGCCCCCCAAAUGCUUGGAGCCACCAUCCCACCCCGAGGAGCCCAGUGACCUGGAGGAGCUGGAGCAGUUCGCCCGCACCUUCAAGCAACGCCGCAUCAAGCUGGGCUUCACGCAGGGUGAUGUGGGCCUGGCCAUGGGCAAGCUCUACGGCAACGACUUUAGCCAGACGACCAUCUCCCGUUUCGAGGCCCUCAACCUGAGCUUCAAGAACAUGUGCAAACUCAAGCCCCUCCUGGAGAAGUGGCUCAACGACGCAGAGACUAUGUCUGUGGACUCAAGCCUGCCCAGCCCCAACCAGCUGAGCAGCCCCAGCCUGGGCUUCGACGGGCUCCCUGGCCGGAGACGCAAGAAGAGGACCAGCAUCGAGACAAACGUCCGCUUCGCCUUAGAGAAGAGUUUUCUAGCGAACCAGAAGCCUACCUCAGAGGAGAUCCUGCUGAUUGCAGAGCAGCUGCACAUGGAGAAGGAAGUGAUCCGCGUCUGGUUCUGCAACCGGCGCCAGAAGGAAAAACGCAUCAACCCCUGCAGCGCAGCCCCCAUGUUGCCCAGCCCGGGGAAGCCAGCCAGCUACAGCCCCCAUCUGGUCACACCCCAAGGGGGCGCCGGGACCUUGCCAUUGUCCCAAGCUUCCAGCAGUCUGAGCACAACAGUUACUACCUUAUCCUCAGCUGUGGGGACGCUCCACCCCAGCCGGACAGCCGGAGGGGGUGGGGGCGGGGGCGGGGCCGCGCCCCCCCUCAAUUCCAUCCCCUCUGUCACUCCCCCACCCCCGGCCACCACCAACAGCACAAAUCCCAGCCCUCAAGGCAGCCACUCGGCUAUCGGCUUGUCGGGCCUGAACCCCAGCACGGGAAGCACAAUGGUGGGGUUGAGCUCCGGGCUGAGUCCAGCCCUCAUGAGCAACAACCCUUUGGCCACUAUCCAAGCCCUGGCCUCUGGUGGAACCCUGCCCCUUACCAGCCUUGACGGCAGCGGGAACCUGGUGCUGGGGGCGGCCAGCGCGGCCCCGGGGAGCCCUGGCCUGGUGACCUCACCGCUCUUCUUGAACCACGCUGGGCUGCCCCUGCUCAGCGCCCCGCCAGGCGUGGGCCUGGUCUCGGCAGCUGCUGCGGCCGUGGCGGCCUCCAUCUCCAGCAAGUCUCCGGGCCUCUCCUCAUCCUCCUCCUCAUCCUCGUCCUCGUCCUCCACUUGCAGCGAGGCCGCAGCACAGACCCCUGGAGGCCCCGGGGGGCCCGAGGCAGGGUCCAAGCCCGAGUGAGGGCCCACCUUGCCUCCCCUCCUACCCCUGUGACCCCCACCUCAGUCCCCCCCGCCUGGGAAGAGGGCGAGGGGGCCAGCAGUGGUGGUGCAGAGGGUCCUUGGAGCCGGAGUGACAAGGGAGGAAAGAC
Neomonachus schauinslandi (Hawaiian monk seal) is the source of this 2203-nucleotide messenger RNA. It is a transcript of the gene POU2F2, whose product is annotated as POU class 2 homeobox 2. Gene Ontology annotation, biological process: regulation of transcription by RNA polymerase II. The transcript is spliced from 15 exons. Lineage: Eukaryota; Metazoa; Chordata; Mammalia; Carnivora; Phocidae. The record is from RefSeq and is a predicted model, not a curated record. Gene Ontology annotation, molecular function: RNA polymerase II cis-regulatory region sequence-specific DNA binding; DNA-binding transcription factor activity, RNA polymerase II-specific. Gene Ontology annotation, cellular component: nucleus. Bases 4 to 2073 code for a protein of 689 amino acids.